Messenger RNA from Phoenix dactylifera (date palm), 2710 nucleotides. RefSeq names its product hyperosmolality-gated Ca2+ permeable channel 2.1-like. The record is from RefSeq and is a predicted model, not a curated record. Gene Ontology annotation, cellular component: plasma membrane. Gene Ontology annotation, molecular function: calcium-activated cation channel activity. Lineage: Eukaryota; Viridiplantae; Streptophyta; Magnoliopsida; Arecales; Arecaceae.
GUGUCCUCUCUAGUUGAGACCAACCGUGUGCGUACCUCCCUCCCCGUCUCCGGGAGUCCCUCACCCUCUCUCUCUCUCGGCCUCUCUACCCCCACUUCCUUCUCCGUCGCGGUGCCGAAAAUCGGCAUUGCCCUCGUUUCCUCUCCAAUUUCGGUCGCUCUUGAUCUCACUCCAUCUUUUUCGUUUUCUGAAUCCAGUGAUGUUCGGUGCCGCCAUGGCUCCGUCACCUGAAAAUAACAAAAUCGAUGAGCAGAAGAAGGAUUAUUUUUCUAUGGAUUUGUCUCGUCUUCUGACUUCUGCAGGCAUAAACAUAGGUAUCUGUGCACUGUUCUUAUCGCUGUAUUCGGUCUUCAGGAAACAGCCAGGGAACGUUUAUGUGUACUUCGGGCGGAGGCUUUCCCAAGAGGAUGGUGAACGCCGGAACAUAAACGCUUUGGAAAGACUUGUGCCCUCUGCUAGCUGGAUAGUAAAGGCUUGGCAGAUUACAGAAGAUGAACUGCUGUCAUUUGCUGGAGUGGAUGCAGUGGUAUUCCUCAGAGUACUGGUUUUCAGCAUCCGUAUCUUCUCCAUAGCUAUGGUGGUGUGCAUAUUUGGAGUGCUUCCUGUCAAUUAUUUUGGCGAAGUAAAGAAACAUAUGGCCAUUCCUCCAGAGGCAUUAUUUGUAUUUACCAUCGCAAAUGUCAAAGACAAGUCUCAGUGGCUUUGGGUUCACUGUGUUGCAUUAUAUAUUAUAACCCUUUCAGCUUGUAUUCUUCUUUAUUUUGAAUACAAGAGCAUUUCUGGAAUGAGGCUUGCACAUAUUACUCAAUCUCCCCCCAAUCCUAGUCAUUUUUCUGUUCUUGUCCGUUCUAUCCCAAGGUCUUCCGAUGAAUCUUUGGAUGAUGCCAUCAAAAACUUCUUCACAAAUUAUCAUGGAUUAAGCUACUUAUCACAUCGAACAAUUCAUCGAACUGGGAAAGUUCAUAAAUUUAUGUCUACUGCAGAGAAGGUUUACAAGAAGUUUGUACGUUUAAAGGUUGCUCAGUUUGACCACAAAUGCAGACCUAAUAUAUACAGAUGCGGCCUUUGUGGAGGAACGUCUAAUUCUUUCCAGCUGUACCACAAUGAUUUUGAGCUUGAUGCGAAAAAAAAAGGCCAUGAUCAUUCAGAAACAACUGAUGAGAAAAAGGAAUGCUCAGCUGCUUUUGUUUUUUUCAAGACCCGGUAUGCUGCAGUUGUUGCGUCACAGGUUCUUCAGUCAUCAAACCCCAUGCUAUGGGUCACAGACCAGGCUCCAGAACCACAUGAUGUUUAUUGGCCAAACCUUUGGAUACCAUACAGACAGCUUUGGAUUCGUCGGAUAACAAUUCUUGUAGCUAGCAUUUUCCUUAUGAUUAUGUUAGUUCCUCCAAUCACAUUUUUACAAGGUUUAACCCAACUGGAAGAAUUGAAAGAAAAGCUACCCUUUGUGAAAAUUAUAAUUAAGAGGAAUAUCUUGAUGCGGCUAGUGUCGGGCUACCUUCCUAGUGUCCUUUUACAGUUACUCAUCUAUACUGUUCCUCCAGUAAUGAUGCUAUUUUCUGCUGUUGAAGGACCUAUUUCCCGCAGUGGCAGAAAGAAGAGUGCUUGUUGCAAAGUAUUAUAUUUUACCAUCUGGACUGUCUUUUUUGUUAAUGUUAUAUCUGGUACAGUCCUUAACAAGCUGGAUGCCAUUUCUACACCAAAAGAUAUUCCUUCCUUGCUUGCCAAAGCUGUUCCCGAGCAGUCAACAUUUUUCAUGACUCAUGUUCUGACAUCAGGCUGGGCAAGUUUAUCUUCUGAAAUAAUGCAAACUUUUGCCCUAAUAUACAAUUUCGUGGGAAAACGUAUGUUCGGACUUCAGGAUGAUCCAGACUCUGUUCCAUCCUUUCCAUAUCACACUGAAGUUCCAAGACUUCUCGCAUUCGGCCUACUUGGUUUCACUUGUUCUAUUUUGGCACCUCUAAUACUGCCCUUCUUGCUGGUGUACUUCUUCCUUGGUUAUGUGGUGUAUCGCAACCAGAUUAUGAAUGUAUAUUGUUCAAAAUAUGAAUCUGGAGGGCAAAUGUGGCCCAUUGUGCACAACACAGCAAUCUUCUCUCUAGUACUGACACAGAUAAUAGCUCUUGGAGUUUUUGGGAUGAAGAGAUAUCCAGUUGCUUCAGGUUUCACCAUUCCUCUUGUGAUUGCCACGAUCCUUUUCAACGAAUACUGCAGGCAGCGGUUUUACCCCAUGUUCAAUAAUAUAUCUGCACAGGAUCUUAUCCAGAUGGACCGAGAUGACGAGCAAUCUGACAGAAUGGAAGAAAUUCAUCAACUGCUGCUCACAGCUUAUUGCCAGUCUGCACCACCCGCUUCCUCUCAGGAUACAUGUGAUGAUGAUGGAUCAAGCAUUAACGAAGCCAACAGAACAGAUUUCUCGCAAGAAAUCAUAGACAGUAUCACUCCACACCAGACUUGGGACUGUCGUACCUAAUAUUUUUGCUGAGUGAUUAUUCAUCCAUGUAAGUUGCCAAUUUGACUCUUCUUUCUGUUGCCAUCAACCACAGAUAGGAUAGGCAUUUAUGAAACAGCAGCAUUGUUUUGUAAAUAUUAUUUAUUAUUGGCAUCUUCUCUUUAUACCACUGUUACCAAUGAACGUUAGAUGAAUCAAACAGUUUAAGGAUUCACGAAUCUUAGUUCACUGCUGAAAAACAGAGUUGAUUUGACCUGA